GAAUAUCCUCGGAAAUUCCUCGGGAUUUUCCGAGGAUUUCAUUUUCCGUCGGAACGUCCGUCAGAAUAUCGUUGUUUUCUUGUAGUGCUAUAUAGGCCAAUGAUUAACACUAACAUGAUUCCCUAAUACUCCACACAAAAGAGCUAUUUGAUAUUUGUGUUGUCUGAUGAGAGCCUUGUGAUUAUCUUCAAUGGUUAUAUUUGGUAAUAUAGAAAGUCUUUUAAGGAUUCAGCACAACUUCAUGUCUUUUUACUUUUUAAGAAUCCUAAUUCGAAAAUAAAAUUUGCUUAAUAACUCAAAAAGACAUGAAAAGCAAAACUGUAAAUUAGAAACAGUCGUCGUCAUGGAACAAGAACUUGGAUGCAUGUCUGUCAGAAUGAACAUUUCCAUUCCUGGUUGGUAAGCAUUCCGCUGUUUUUAAGCUGCUAAUGAAUCUCUUUAACUAAUUACAAAAUGCUUUUGAGUGUAAGAAAAGGUAGGUCUCUUAAACACGCAAACUAAGCACUAAUCUUAUUAAAUUAAAUGAAAACUUAUAGAAGUCAAAACUUACAAAAAAUGAAAUGUGAUGACUGCUUCUUCAUCUGUUCUGUCUUUCUCCUAAUAGGACUUCCGGAGAAGUGCUAACUGUCUAUCUCAUCCAUGGCUUCUGGAGCUGUUUUCAAUUUGUCUGAUUCUAGUCUUCUCAAAAUCCUUCAAGGUGACAUCACCGAGUGGUCCGUGGAUGCGUCCUCCGAUGCUAUUGUCAAUCCAGCAAACAAGCGAAUGCUAGGUGGUGGUGGCGCCGACGGAGCAAUACAUAGAGCUGCUGGGCCACAGAUGAGAGCAGCAUGCUAUGACAUCCCUGAAGUUCGUCCUGGAGUGCGUUGUCCAACUGGUGAAGCAAGAAUCACACCGGGUUUCAACUUGCAUGCAUCUCAUGUGAUCCACACUGUUGGACCCGUCUAUUACUCAGACGUCAACCCUAGAGAGUCCCUCACCAGCUCUUACAGAAAUAGUCUUAUAGUGGCGAAGGAAAACAACAUCAAGUACAUUGCAUUUCCUGCCAUAUCUUGUGGGAUUAAUGGAUAUCCUUCUGAUGAAGCUGCUGUGAUCGGUAUAUCAACGAUCAAAGAAUUCGCCAAUGACUUUAAAGAGGUGCAUUUUAUUAUGUCCGCGGACGAUAUUUAUAACGUGUGGGUAAACAAAGCAAAUGAGAUGCUACAAGAAGCUUAAGAUUCCAUCUGCCGCCUAAGUGAAUGACCAAGUAAACAUGAGUAAAUAAGACUUUGUUAUUUUGUGUUAGUGUGAUGAGAGCCUUGUGUUAUACUCAACACAAAGGAAACAUUUGCCGUUAUGUGUUAUGUGAUGAGAGCCUUGUGAUAUUCCAUACAAUGUUAUAUAUGGUCCUUUGGAUUUAAGAGUUGAAGUUGAACCCAACAAAAACAGUCGGUUUUAUAAAUAAAUUCCAGUUUAUUUGUAAA
Messenger RNA from Brassica rapa (field mustard), 1460 nucleotides. Its product is annotated as macro domain-containing protein VPA0103. The record is from RefSeq and is a predicted model, not a curated record. NCBI's taxonomy places the organism in Eukaryota, Viridiplantae, Streptophyta, Magnoliopsida, Brassicales, Brassicaceae.